Nicotiana tabacum (common tobacco) is the source of this 1182-nucleotide messenger RNA. Its product is annotated as PRA1 family protein A1. Lineage: Eukaryota; Viridiplantae; Streptophyta; Magnoliopsida; Solanales; Solanaceae. Gene Ontology annotation, cellular component: membrane. The record is from RefSeq and is a predicted model, not a curated record.
UCCUUUGCUUCAAGUAAUCGUUUACCUAAGGACGUUUACUCGGUUUGUCAUCCUCAAAAACAGAAUCAUUUUCAUUUGCCAUUUACACAUUCCAAAAAUCACACACAUCAUCUUCGUAAUUACGCUCUCCUUUCAAUUAUUGUUUUUUGUUUUUUGCACAGCAUAUCUAGGGUUUCUCGUUGAAUCGAAAGGCAAAUGGAUUGGGGCACGGUGACCACAGAGGAUCUGAUCGAGGCUCUACGGGAAGUCGACUGGUCAUCUCCGCCGCGUCCCCUCUCUGAAUUCUUCUCCCGAUUCACUUUCCCCAGAUCCUCCUCCAAAUGGAAUAGUCGCCUCAAGUGCAAUCUUUACUACUAUCGGACAAAUUACUUCAUUAUGAUUGUGACUAUUCUUGCACUGGGGUUUCUUAGGAGGCCACUUGCUAUUGUUGCUGCUCUUUUGACAACUCUUAGUAUUGCUUUUCUAAAUGACAGUUUCGCAGGUACUUUUAGUGAAAAGGUGACAAGAACUGUCAGACAGUUUUCUCCUCAUUUAGCUGCAAAAAUGAGGCCUCCACUCACGCCAGUUAUUCGAGGACGUCCAUCUGCUAAACGAGCAAUUUACAUUUGUGGAAGGCCUCGUUGGGUGUUUGUCUUGGCAUUCUCUCUAGCAAGUUUCACCCUUUGGUUUGUUUCCUGUGGCCUCUUGACUGUCUUAUGGGCAUUGGCUAUAGGACUUCUUUCCACUCUUCUUCAUGCAAGCUUUAGGACACCUAAUUUGAAGGCUCGCCUUAAUACAUUUCGUGAGGAAUUUCGAGCUGUUUGGCGCAACUAUAGUGAGCUGUAGCUUCAGCAGAGUUCCAUUUCGUCAGUUCUGCAAAUUUGCUGUCAUGUGCGGAUCUUUAAUAUGGUGUGCUGAUGCAAUAUAUAGUUUUCUUUGACCCGGCAGCUGAGCUCUCAAGUAUCAUUCUGCAAUAUCUUCGGAUCAGCCACGGGUUGUAAAUUUCCUUGAUUCUUACUUUUACGGUACUGAUUUCUACGAUUCAUGUACGUUUGAAAUGACUACUGGAUUUAGGUGCAUAGUAGGAAUUCCCUAGAAAGUUGGGGUCUGUAUUAGGAGUCCAUUAUUAAUGCCUUUGCGAAACUCCUUGUUACUCUUAAUGUUCAAAGCUGCAGUAAAGCUUCUAGUGAGUUCUGUCUUAAA